AGAAGUUAGAGAGUUCCUAUUCAACAACAUCAAUAUAAUUGCUUUGGACAGCAGAGCAGCAGGUGCUGGGUACACGAGCUUCAAAAGCCCAGUCAUUCAUACCAGCCAGUGGCAUGAAUCACAAUCACCAGUGAAUACGGCAUUGGAGCCAGCUACUGGGAAUAGUUCAAAAUACCAACCAUCAAAACCACGCUGGAAGUUUGCGAAACUACAACAGGUUCCUAAUAAAAAAGAAGUUGGUUUUCUGAUGUUGGUGAUUGUGGUUUCUCCUGCCUGCCUAAAAGUGAAGGUCCAGACAGAAAGAGUGCAUUUCCCUGAU
Pelobates cultripes (western spadefoot toad) is the source of this 319-nucleotide messenger RNA. NCBI's taxonomy places the organism in Eukaryota, Metazoa, Chordata, Amphibia, Anura, Pelobatidae. The record is from the annotation of a GenBank genome assembly.